This is a messenger RNA of Alternaria hordeiaustralica, 3090 nucleotides long. RefSeq lists its product as uncharacterized. The coding region runs from base 1 to 3090 and encodes 1029 amino acids. The transcript is spliced from 3 exons. Gene Ontology annotation, molecular function: transmembrane transporter activity; glycerophospholipase activity. Gene Ontology annotation, biological process: macroautophagy; neutral lipid catabolic process; multivesicular body membrane disassembly. NCBI's taxonomy places the organism in Eukaryota, Fungi, Ascomycota, Dothideomycetes, Pleosporales, Pleosporaceae. The record is from RefSeq and is a predicted model, not a curated record.
AUGUCCAUCUCUAACAUCGUAUUUUUCGACGAAAUCGCCUCAAGGCACGACAUCAUGAGCGACGAACCAGUGGAGCUCACCAACCUUGCAGCGUCCAAGGUUGACACCCCACCAGAGGAUGCCACACCACCCGUUCAAUACCCGCGUGGUAUCCGCUUGGCUUUGAUAACUGUCGGCCUCGCCCUCUCCAUCUUUCUCGCUGCUUUGGAUUCAACAAUCAUCGCUACCGCGAUCCCGAGUAUCACCACGCAAUUCCGUAGCAUCAGCAGCCUGGCCUGGUAUGGCUCGUCCUACGCUAUCACCAACACCGCAUUUCAAUCUGCAUGGGGCAAAGCCUACCAGUAUUUCAGCCUCAAAGCCACCUUCAUGUCUGCAAUUGCGGUGUUUGAAAUUGGCAAUGUGAUAUGCGCAACAGCACCAACAAGCGAGGUUUUGAUCUUCGGGAGGAUCGUGUCUGGCAUGGGCGGUGGCGGAGUGAUGACGGGUGCGUUCAUCAUCGUCGCAAUGACAGCUGGACCACAAUAUAGAGCCGCCUAUAUGGGUGUGUUUGGUGUGACGUUUGGAUCUGCGAGCGUCGUGGGACCAUUAUUGGGUGGCAUUUUGACAGACGGCCCUGGAUGGAGAUAUUGCUUUUGGUACGUGAACCCCGAUCUGUGUUUUGGCAGCUUUGCCGUCUACAACACACUCUCCACCAAAUGCUUUUCGAUCAGCCUACCGAUCGGCUUCGCUGCCGCGCUCACGAUGUUCCUCUGCUUCCAUGACCCAGGAAAGCCCAAGGAUGUACCUCUCCGCGAGAAGCUUCUGAACUUGGAUCUCAACGGCGCCAUCUUGCUAUCCGGAUGCUUCUCUUGCUUCAUCCUAGCCACGCAUUGGAUUGGCAUCAUGCCUCCGACUAGUGCUCGUAUCAUUGGCAGCUUUAUCGGUUUCGUAGGCCUUUUCAUCUGCUUCGCGAUCAACGAACGCUAUAUGGGAAGCUGCGCAAUGGUACAAGCUCGCGUGUUUAAGAACAAACUCGUCUUCGCCAAUCUACUAUAUGCUUCCUUCAUAGCGGGCGCCUUUUUCCCACUCAUGUAUACACUGCCAAUCCAGUUCCAAUCCGUCAACAACAACACGGCUUCGCAGAGUGGUGUCCGACUCAUUCCACUCGUCAUGGGCGUCUCACUCUUCACCAUGAUAUCUAAUGGAACGCUCACCUUCUGGCGCCAUUACAAGCCCUUUUUCUUAGUGGGCGCAAUUCUGGCAGUAGCUGGAAACGUAAAGAUACACUCCUUGGAUGCCAGCACACCGACCAGGGACUGGGUCGGCUUCGAGCUCUUGACAGCCACGGGAGUAGGCCUCGCUCUUCAGAUCCCGAUGAUUGCGAACCAAGCCCUCGUUUCUGCUGACGACUUGGCCGCUGUAACAUCGAUGUCGCUCUUCAUGGAGAAUACUGGCACUGUCUUUUCUGUCGCAUCGAGUGAAGCGGCAUUCACGAACGGACUGCUUUCAAGCCUCGCCCGCAACCUGCCCGAACUGGACGCGAAGGAGAUAAUGGAUGCUGGCGCGACGCAGAUCCGCGGGCUAUUCUCGGGUCAUGAGCUUGAUCAGGUAUUGAAAGGGCCCUCUACCAUUCUCUUCGCCUUUGGCGUCUUCGCGCAGGUCGCGUUGCUUGCCUGCAUCUUCUGGACUUACACUAGCUAUGGCAACCCCCGUGAGCCGACCGCCUUAGCGGAAACCACAACUAAGACAUCAUCAAGACCAAACGGCUUCACUCUGCGCCACCUUUUGGAUCACGGCGCUGGACAACCUGGGCCACGAGCACGAAGAUUUGAUGUGACUCCAGAGCGGUUUGCCGUUGCUGGUAUCGACUCCCGCAUCGGGCCCUUCACUAUCAAGUCGGCACCAGUCAAGAUAGAAAGGCCCGCGUUACGUGGCUACGAUGCACAGAUCCCCAUGUCGCCCAUGUGGAUCGCCGAGGAUAUUCCGGGUCCGGAUGUCACGGACAAGAACACCGUUAUCAGUUUCGCAAACAUGUCCGAAGAUGCUUACAAAGUCGGCCCUGACGACGCAGGAUGGAUGGACGUCGAUGGGCAUUACAACUCGUCGGUCCCUUUUGGCUGGGAUGACAGUGGCAUCCGAGGCCAUGUGUUCAGCGACGACACUAACUCCACCAUCAUUCUGGCGGUAAAGGGAACGACGGUAGCCAUGUUCGAAGGCGACGGAACGUCCGUGCACGACAAAGAGAACGACAACCUGUACGGCUCUUGCUGUUGCGGACAGGGCGGCACAUAUCUUUGGCGCAAGGUAUGCGACUGCCAGACUGGCACCUACAGCUGCGACGAGCAAUGCGUCAAGAACGAGUUACGGAAGCCGAACAGGUACUAUGCCGCGACUGUCGAGCUGUAUCAAGAGGUUGUCAAAAUCUAUCCGGAUGCACACAUCAUGACGACAGGGCACAGUCUAGGAGGCGUCCUCGCUUCUCUGAUCGGCCUGCAGCACGGUAUCCCCGCGGUGACCUUUGAAGCAUACCCACAAGCCUUAGCAGCUAAGCGCUUAGGACUACCAGCUGCUGGUGACGUUGCUCCACUCAGGAAGAAUACAGGUGGCUUCCAUUUCGGGCACACCGCUGACCCCGUGUACAUGGGAACUUGCAACGGUGCGACGAGUUUCUGCUCUAUUGGCGGAUACGCCUUUGAGACCCUUUGCCAUACCGGAAAGAAAUGUGCAUACGACGUGGUCAAGGACUGGGGUUGGAGGCAGAACACACAGACACACAGCCUUAGAUACGCCAUUGACAAUGUGUACAUGAAGUACGACGAGGCAGCAAAAUGCCAAGAAGAGGAUGUUGGUUGUGUCGAUUGCUACCUAUGGAAGUUCGAGAACGGGACGAAAACCACGACAACGAGUACUUCUACAACACCAACAAGUACCACAUCAUCGAGGACGCGGACGGAGACAUGUAAGACGCCUGGGUGGUGGGGAUGUCGUGAUGAGACUACUACGAUGGUAUCAACUACAUCGUCCAGCGUAUCAAGUACUGCAACUAGCACAAGUACAAGUACCUGUCAAACAGUGAGUUCCAGAACCUCAAAACAGUGCGAACAUGACUAA